Solea senegalensis (Senegalese sole) is the source of this 1861-nucleotide messenger RNA. RefSeq names its product N-acyl-aromatic-L-amino acid amidohydrolase (carboxylate-forming) B-like. The transcript is spliced from 7 exons. Bases 689 to 1627 code for a protein of 312 amino acids. Gene Ontology annotation, molecular function: aminoacylase activity; hydrolase activity, acting on ester bonds. The record is from RefSeq and is a predicted model, not a curated record. NCBI's taxonomy places the organism in Eukaryota, Metazoa, Chordata, Actinopteri, Pleuronectiformes, Soleidae.
UAGUAGUAGUAGUAGUCGUAGUAGUUAUUGGGAAUUGUCAUAACGUUGCAGGGAGAAUCUUGAAGUUACCUCAGACAAAGAGAUUGUCUUUUGUUUGUUAAUCUGUUUUACAGUUUAAAGGGAGGGUGGUUAUCAACCAAGGAAGAAUGCAUUGCAUUUUCUGGCAUUAUGAGUAAAUGGUAGUGGAGUUACUUCCUGCAGUUAAGUGGUUGUUUUUACAGUAUAACAAAUGAGCAAUAGGGCAUUUUCUUUGGAUAACAAUCCAGGGUUUUCUGUUGGUGGAAUGUGCACUCUAGGACAGCGUGUUGAGAAGAGUGGCUGCAGCUGGUUUGGUCGAAAAUAAUAAAAAACAAGAUCCUGUUACAUGACAAGAUGUCUGCCUGCUUGAAAUUUGACACGAAGAAGGCGAAAGAGGAGGGCCACCGUGAGGAUAAAGGAAAUGCGUGGAGCAGGAAGAGCCUGUGAACAGUGUCAACCGUGAGACUGUUUGCAUGUGUAAACGUGGUGUCAACUGUCAUCUGUAUUAAUCCACAUGACUGUGCUUGUAUAAGGUUUGCGAGUGCCAAGUAGCUUUUCCAGUGUCUAUUGCUCUGUGAGCAAGUUAGUCAACAUUGCCUAACUCUCCUGUCAGCACUCGAGGUUCAAAGGUUGCUUAAGUGCCACAACAGGAGCAAGUCUGACAAAAAAGAUGGACUGUGUCUCUCUCCCGCCACUAUCAAAGUUUGCCAUAUGUGGUGGCACCCAUGGAAAUGAGAUGACAGGAAUACAUUUGUUAAGACAUCUGCAGAAACACAAAGUCGAAAAGGCGGGAUCUGUCUCAAUCACCACUGUCCUGUCAAACCCUCGAGCUAUAGAUGCUUGCAAACGGUACAUAGACACAGAUCUGAACCGGUGUUUCACACACACCCUGCUGAGAACCCCCAUCACUGAUUCGUCGCCCUACGAGUUGCAGCGAGCCCAUGAGCUGAAUGCUAUAGUUGGGCCAAAAGGAAGCGAGGAGGCAGUGGAUCUGAUUUGUGAUCUCCACAACACCACAGCAAACAUGGGACUGUGCGUUAUAUUUAAUUCCACAGACUUGAUGGCUCUGCACAUUUACAAAUACAUAAAGAGCAAGAUAACCUCUGUGCCUGUGAGAGCGAUUGACACGAGAGAACCCAUCUCUGAGAAUUACUCCUUGGACUCAGUGGGAAAAUACGGCUUCUCAUUCGAGGUGGGCCCUCAACCUAAUGGUGUGCUCAGAGCUGAUGUCUUUAACGUGAUGAAAGAGGCGGUGGAUCUCACAAUAGAAUGGAUUCAGCAAUUCAAUUCAGGAGUUACUUUUGACGGCGGUGAGGCAGAAACAUAUUGCCCUGUAAAUAAAGUUGACUACCCAAGGGAUCCUACCACCAAUGAAAUCACUGCUGCUAUACACCCUGAGCUGCAGGAUAAUGACUUCAAGCCUCUCCAACCAGGCGACCCCAUCUUCCAGUCAUUUGCAGGAGAGACAGUGAAGCACGAGGGGAAAGGACUUCACCCUGUCUUCAUCAAUGAAUGUGCCUACUAUGAGAAGAGGACGGCUUUCAUUUUAGCUGAAAAGAUCACAGUGACCUUUCCGUCUAUAUGCGUGAAGAAGGACUGUGGAGUCUAAAUAAUGAAUGAAUACGUGGAAAUCAAAUGAUUCACAAACUAAAACUCAGAACAGUGCAAUUAUUUUUUAAAUUUUGUUUUGUUAAUUUAUGACACUCAAUGAUACUGAGCGCACAAAUGUUGUAGUUCAAAUCCUCUUUGUUGAUUAGCAGAUAAAAAACGGCAUUUUUUUCUGCACCGAUGCUAGCACUACUGCAAAAUCAACAUGAAUAAAUGAAGACAUGAAUCACUUUAA